CCGCUCCGGGUCAAGUCGUUGGGCCGCGCGUUAAAGAGUAAAAGCACGUGGCAACAUGUUAUUGGCGGCCGAUCGUAGCUCUACGUCAGGUCAGAGGACGUAAUAAUUGUUCCUUAUUAUGAUACAAAUUCAAUAAUUAUAUGUUUAUCCAAUUUUAUAUCUUUUAAUCUUUAUGAGCAAUAGCAGAAGUUAGAGCUGCCACUUUUCCGCGUCUUUUAAAUCCUUUUUCCGGUGGAUAAAUACCUCUCCAAAGUUGCUUCUCCUGCUCCAUCUCUCCUCUCUCUCUCUCUCUCUCUCUCUCUCUCUCUCUCCGAAGUCCGAAUAACAAAAACAGAAGCAGGGGAGGAGAGAACAACAGAGAGACAGGAACAUGACUAUAGAAGAGCAGUGCGAUAAGUACACCAUCACAACAGCUGAGAUAUCAGCGGAGCUUAGGGAGCUAAGGAGAAUCUGCGUCCCCAUAGUCGCCACCAACCUCGUUUCUUACCUCAAAGGCAUGGUCUCCGUCGCCUGUAUGGGUCGACUUGGCCCUCGCGAGCUCGCCGGCGGUUCUCUUGCCGUCGGCCUCACCAACAUCACCGGCCUUUCGAUCCUCUCCGGCAUUUCCCUCGCCCUCGACCCAAUUUGCAGCCAAGCUUCCGGCUCGGGCAAUCCUUCCCUCGCCGUCUCCGCCCUCCGCCGCACGAUGCUUCUCCUCCUCAUUGUCUCCUUACCCAUCGCCGCACUAUGGUUCUCUCUCCGAUCCAUUCUCAUUCUUUUCCUCCGCCUCGAUCCUGCCGUCGCUGCCAUUGCCCAUGCUUAUGUUCUUUCUUCUUUGCCUUCCCUUCUCACAUCCUCCCUUCUCCUCCCCAUUCGCUCUUACCUCCGUUCUCUCUCUCGUCCCCUCCCCUUCGCCGCCGCCUCUACAUUCUCCUCCCUCGCCCUACACCUCCCCCUUGCCCCCUACCUCUCUUCCCUUCGCCUCGGGAUCUCUGGCAUCGCUCUCUCCUCCUCUGUUUCAGACUUGGCAACCCUCCUCCUCCUCGCCGUUUACUUUUUCCGUCCCCAAAAUCAAAACUUUAAGCCCUCCGCCACGGUCGACGAUCACACAUACCUUCCCCUGAAGCCGCCAAAACCACUAUCACCACCUACUCCUCCUCCUCCGCCGCCGCCGCCAUCAUCCGACACAUGGUUGCCGCUUCUCCAUCUCGCAAUUCCCAGCUGCCUGUCCGUCUGCUUAGAAUGGUGGUGGUACGAACUAAUCAUGACCAUCGCCGCCGGGUAUCUAACCGACCCACAAUCUUCCCUUGCUGCCGCAGGAAUCGUCAUCCAAACCACCGCCUUGCUCUACACUCUUCCGGCGACUCUAUCAGCGGCGGCAUCGGCUCGAGUGGGCAAAGAACUCGGGGCGGGCCGGCCCGCCCAAGCUCGAGCCGCGGCUGCAAUCGCGAUGGCUUUGUCCCUUCUAGCUUCCUGCUUCAGCUUUGCGUGGGCCACGCUGGGCCGAGAUGCGUGGACCCGGGUUUUCACAUCCGAUAGCGACGUUCUACGUAUGACACGCGUCGCGCUCCCCCUAAUCGGGUUAUGUGAGCUUGGAAACUGCCCGCAGACGGUGGGGUGCGGAGUGCUGCGCGGGUGCGCCCGCCCGGCUUUAGGCGCCGCCAUUAACCUCUACUCUUUUUACUUGGUUGGGGCACCGGUGGCCAUUUUGUUGGCCUUCGGGUUAAAUGUGGGUUUCAUUGGGCUUUCUUUUGGGCUUUUGUCGGCCCAAAUAACUUGUGCUGUUUCUAUUGUUGCUGCAACAUGGUGGAUUGAUUGGGAUUUGGAGGCCCAAAAGGCCAUUAAUUUAGUCGGGCGGAAUAGAGCUUGAAGUAGUUAAAAGAAGGGGCCACUUUCGUGUGUGUAUAAAUAUAAUAUUGUUUGUAAUUCUGUAGUUAUAAUGUACAGAUUUGUAUGAUUAUUAAAGUAUUAAUUGUAUAAUAUUGGCUAAAAGAUUGGUAGGAGGAAGUGACACUAUUGAGGGGAUUACAGUAGGAGGAUGAGGGGAUUAUAGUAAGAGGAAAAAUGUUUUAGGGGCUAUUUGGUUUGAAGUAAAAGCUAUGUAAAAUAUUUCAAAUGCAUGGAUUUUGAGAAUAUUGAUAUUUGAU
Dendrobium catenatum is the source of this 2126-nucleotide messenger RNA. RefSeq names its product protein DETOXIFICATION 55. Bases 371 to 1849 code for a protein of 492 amino acids. The record is from RefSeq and is a predicted model, not a curated record. Gene Ontology annotation, molecular function: antiporter activity; xenobiotic transmembrane transporter activity. NCBI's taxonomy places the organism in Eukaryota, Viridiplantae, Streptophyta, Magnoliopsida, Asparagales, Orchidaceae. Gene Ontology annotation, biological process: xenobiotic detoxification by transmembrane export across the plasma membrane. The transcript has 2 exons. Gene Ontology annotation, cellular component: membrane.